Molecule: messenger RNA, 1725 nt
Organism: Panicum hallii
Lineage: Eukaryota; Viridiplantae; Streptophyta; Magnoliopsida; Poales; Poaceae
Product: ankyrin repeat and SAM domain-containing protein 6-like
Exons: 2
Coding region: 79-807 (242 amino acids)
Molecular function (GO): protein binding
Source: RefSeq, a predicted model, not a curated record
CACACUCGUGUUGCAGUUCCCACUCCAGAAGCUCGAGCCGCAUCCGCCGGGCCCGCGGAUUACGCAUCUCGCCGCCCCAUGGCCGAUCUCCGCCCGCCGGAGCCCACCACCAACGGCGCCGGCGCCAGCGUGGUCGCCGCGCUGCCGGCCGUGAACGCGGCGGCCGCCGUCGAGGCAGCCGCCGCCGCCGCCGGAGGGGCGCAGGCGCCCGCGGCGCCCUACUCCAAGCGCCGCCGCCGCCCCAGCGUCCGCCUCGGCGACAUCGACGCCCCGCCCCCGCGGCGGAACCACAAGUCCUCCUCGUCCCACCCGCGCCCGCCGCGCCGGGCGCACCCGGACGACAGCGCGGCCGACCCGCACCACCGCCGGGGGGCCAAGCCGCCCGCCCAGCGCCGCCCCCGCACCGCGUGGAUUCCCGCCGCGCCCGAGGGCGCCGAGGGCUACGGGGACGAGGAGGAGCGCUACUACGACGACGAGGAUCAGUCCGACUCCGCGGCCGCCGCCGCCGCGAGGGCUAGGGUUUCCGGCAGCCGCGACGCCAGCGGCGACGAGUCCGACGGGGUGGCGGACUGGGGCCUCCCCAACGGCAGGCUCCCCUCCGCCAUAGGAUACAGCGGCGUAAAGGCGUGGCUGGAUGGGCUGGGGCUUUCGCGGUACGCUCCGGUGUUUGAGAUCCAUGAGGUGGACGAUGAGGUGCUCCCUAUGCUAACGCUGGAGGAUCUCAAGGACAUGGGCAUUGGGGCUGUUGGCUCCAGGAGGAAGAUGUAUGCCGCCAUCCAGAAGCUCCGGAGCGACAACGUCUCCUGAGUUGAUUCUUUUCUCUUUUGUUAGCUACUGGUUAAGGCGUUGCUGGGCCAGCUUCAAGAUGGGUGCAAGGAACUGAUAUGCUGAGGCAUUGAUACAUUGUAAGUUCAAAGAGUAGCGAGUGGAUCUUUUAGUUGAAAAAAUCAUAGUUUUUGGUCCUUUUGAAGUUUCACCUCCAAAUUGUGAUGGUUGCCAAAUAUGAUAGUCUGGUACAUUUUGCCGUAAUUAAAAGUAUGCUAGGAUUAUUCACUGGGGAGGAGUGUUUUUCAGUUUGUGGCUGAAAAGGGGCUCAGGGUAGAAAGGAAUAGCAAAACCCAAGGACACCUUAUGGCUUGUAUCUCAGCAGCAUUUUGACAGGCAUGAGUUGUUCUCAGGAAAGCUGAAGAAAUAGAGGGUAUCCCAACAAACUGUACUUAGGUUCAGUUGGGGUCGAGUUUUCGGGGCACAUUGGCAGAUAAUGUGCCAUGCCCUUGCUGCUGGGCUGAUGACACCGCAAUGGCAAACAAAGUGGAUAAUUUCACCACAAGCUUUAUGUUUUGUUGUGUGCAAGACCUCACCUGUCUUGGUGUAGCCUGUCCAUCGUUUAAGCCAAAGAAGAGUAGGUUGAAAGAGUAGUGAAUGGAUCUGUAAGUUGAAAAACCAUAGUUUCUUAUUUAAAGCCAAGGAAGAGUAGGCCUGACAUGGGAUAGCGUAAGCGGCACUCUGGUAGCCAGGAUGAUUUGCCCGGAGAACCGCCAGUAGCCGCUCCUGAUUGCCAUUGCACAAGGAGCAUGCAGAGGUGGCUACAGGCAAAUCAUCCUUGGCUAGCAAAGAUGACCCUCUUACUUCCAUGCGAGGCCUCUCUUCUGCCGCUUGUGCUUGCUGUGCACUGAUGCCUGCAUUAUAGCUGGGGGCUGUAUUUAUAAGGAGCCAUCCAUCAGG